Molecule: messenger RNA, 645 nt
Organism: Anisakis simplex (herring worm)
Lineage: Eukaryota; Metazoa; Nematoda; Chromadorea; Rhabditida; Anisakidae
Source: the annotation of a GenBank genome assembly
AUGGGUCGCCGACCAGCUCGUUGCUAUCGUUAUAUAAAGAAUAAGCCCUACCCAAAAUCACGGUUCUGUCGUGGUGUACCGGAUCCGAAAAUUCGUAUUUUCGACUUGGGCAAGAAAAAGGCCGAUGUUGACGAAUUUCCUGCAUGCGUGCAUUUGAUGUCGAAUGAACGUGAACAUCUUUCUUCAGAAGCACUUGAGGCGGCACGUAUUUGUGCGAACAAAUAUAUGGUGAAGAAUUGUGGUAAGGAUGGUUUCCAUAUGCGCGUUCGUAAGCAUCCCUAUCACGUGGUACGAAUCAACAAAAUGUUAUCGUGUGCUGGUGCUGAUCGUUUGCAAACUGGUAUGAGAGGUGCGUUCGGUAAACCGCAAGGCUUAGUGGCACGUGUCGAUAUCGGUGAUAUGCUCAUUUCAACUCGUGUUAGAGAACAGCAUGUUGAACAUGCAGUUGAAGCAUUCCGUCGUGCCAAAUUCAAGUUCCCUGGCCGACAGCUGAUCGUGAUAUCAAGGAAAUGGGGCUUCACAAGGUGGGAUAAAGAAGAAUUCGAAAAAAUGCGUCAGGAGGGUCGUCUCAUUAAUGAUGGCGCCAAUUGUAAAUUGGUUCGUGAGCACGGACCUUUGUCGAAAUGGCUUAUUAAUCCGAUCUAA